AUGCUCUGUGGCUCCUUCUACAGUGAUACAGUGAUUAAGCUGAAAGUGAAAGUUUUUGGCUCACAUCCUCACAUUCAUGGGGAAGUCACUGAGUCCAGACAAAUGCAAGUGGUGUGCAAGUCAGAGGGCUGGUUCCCUCAGCCAAAGGUACUUUUUCUCAACAAAAGCUUCUUUGAGGUUGAAGUCACUUUUGAUAUUGACACCAAUGGCACCUUCAAAGUCUUUGCUGGGGAUAAAACUACAGGAAAAGAGAAUAAGAUUAUCAUCACUAACCACAAGAACCAUUUGGCCAAGGAAGACAGCGAACAUAUGAUCCAAGAAGCUGAGAAGUACAAACCUGAAGAGGAGAAGCAGUGGGACAAGGCAUCUUCCAAAAAUCCACUUAAAUUAUUUGCAAUCAACAUAAAAGCAACUGCUAAAAAUGAGAAACUUCAAGUUCAGCUCAAUGAUGAGGGUAAACAGAUCAUUCUUAACAAAUGUAAUGAAAUUAUCAACUCGUUUCAUAAGAAUCAGACUGCAGAGAAGGAAGAAUUUGAACAUCAGCAGAAAAAGCUGGAGAAAGUCUGCAGCCCUAUGAUUCCCAAGCUGUCCCAGAGCAGGAGGUAA
Molecule: messenger RNA, 606 nt
Organism: Myotis brandtii (Brandt's bat)
Lineage: Eukaryota; Metazoa; Chordata; Mammalia; Chiroptera; Vespertilionidae
Product: heat shock cognate 71 kDa protein-like
Exons: 4
Coding region: 1-606 (201 amino acids)
Biological process (GO): protein refolding; vesicle-mediated transport; cellular response to unfolded protein
Cellular component (GO): cytoplasm; nucleus; cytosol
Molecular function (GO): ATP-dependent protein folding chaperone; misfolded protein binding; ATP hydrolysis activity
Source: RefSeq, a predicted model, not a curated record